AUGCACAAUUUAUUACAAAAUGUUUUACUUUUAAAUGAUUUGAAUGUAAAAAACUGUAUUGCUAAUACUACCGACGGUGCGGCUAAUAUGCAAGGGGAGUACAAUGGAUUCUCAGCAUGGCUUAAUGAAUCAUCCCCAAAUCAAGUUCAUGUUUGGUGUUAUAGCCAUGUAUUAAAUCUAGUUUUGUCAGAUGCUUCCAAAUCACCAUUAGCUGCUGCAUCUCUUUUUAAUUUGUGUAAUAGUUUAGCGGUGUUUUUCAAAGAUUCACAUAAGCGUAUGAGAGUUUGGACAGAACGAUGCCAUAGCCUACAUCACCGCUUACAAAGUAUUGGUGAAACAAGGUGGUGGAGUAAAGAAGUUGCACUUGUUAAAAUAUUUGGAUCAACUGAAGGUCCAUGUAAGAGCAAUGCACUGUAUGUUGAUGUUUUAAUGGCUUUAUAUGAUAUUCAGGGUGAUAUUCUAAACGAUGAAAAAUCUACACCAGAUAUAAGGGUCAAAGCUGAAACUAUGAAAAAUACAUUAUUGAAUUUUUCUACUAUUUUGACUGCAUAUAUAUAUAUUAGAAUUUUUAGUAUUACAGGUCCUUUAUCGAGAUACCUGCAAUCAAAAUCAAUGGAUUUAAUUACGGCUCAGAACCUAGUUGAUGGAGCACUUGAACAUUUAAAAAAAGUUCAAAGAAAUAUGGAAUGGAUAAAAUUAUCUGCAGAGUCAUUUGUUAUUUGGGCUAAUACUGAGUUAGAUUUACAAUUUAAUGGUGAUAGUCCUAUAACUGUAAAUGAAAUAUUACCUAAUAUAAGAACCAGAAAGAAAAAAAUGUUACCAGGUGAGAUUAGUAAUGAUAUGGUACAUGAGCAUCCUUUAAAGAAGUUUGAAAUAGAAGUUCAUAACAGAAUAUUAGAUAUAGUUGUUGAGAGUAUUAACAAAAGAUUUAUAAAACACAGAAAAUUGUAUAAUGAUUUAUCAUGUUUGUCACCAAGUUAUUUUUCGUAUAUAAUUCAAAAUGGUUUGCCUGAUCAAGCAUUGACUACUUUGUGUGAUAAGUUAAAGAGUUUAAAUUCAAAUAUAACUUACAACGGUCUAAAGGAUGAGUUAAUACAUUUUGCGAAAAAUUGGGACAAGUUAAAGAAAAGUCUUGCUGAAUCAUUUGCUACUUCAUACUCUUUGGAGCUAACACAAGAUGAAGAAGAUGACAUUGAAUCUCAAAUGAAUCCUGAAUCACAAAAUAUAACUUGCAAGAGUUGCAAAAACUGUGUUGUUUGUUGCUAUAACAUUUUACAAAAAUAUAAUUUAUAUUGUGAUGCAUAUGCUAAUUUAUUUUUGGCAUACAAAUAUGUACUUACUCUACCAUCAACUCAAGUAUCAUGUGAAAGAUCUUUUUCUUUCUUAAAAAAUAUUAAAUCAAGACUUCGUAGUCAGCUUUCGGAUCCAAAACUAGAAGCAUUCAUGUUAAUGGCCAUCGAAAAACAGAAAUUAACACUACUGGAUUCAGAUAAAAUAAUAGAAGAAUUACAAAAAGAGUUUUCUUUUAAAAAAAAAUCUGUCAUUGUAAAUUAA
Molecule: messenger RNA, 1554 nt
Organism: Macrosiphum euphorbiae (potato aphid)
Lineage: Eukaryota; Metazoa; Arthropoda; Insecta; Hemiptera; Aphididae
Source: the annotation of a GenBank genome assembly